UUCCCAAAGCAAUUCCACAUAUUGAAACUUUCACAUCUUCACACCACCUGGUGUAGCUGAGCCUGCAGUCUGUGAUUUUCUUGUAGCACCAUCUUCAACUUUUCCACCUUGCAAAGAAAGAAAAAAGAAAAAACACAAUAUGGCGGAAGCUUCUGUAGAAUUUCUGCUGCAAAAUCUGAAAGAUCUGCUUUUAUACAAUGCUCAUCUGAUUCUUGACGUGAAGGAACAGGUGAAUUCUCUGUACAAAAAUAUUGAUUUGUUCAAAGCCUUACUCAAGGAUGCUGCAAAAAUCCGUAACAAGAAUGAUUUCUUAAAAACUACAAUGAACCAAAUCAGAGACGUUGUAUAUGAGGCGGAAGAUAUUAUAGACAGAUUUGUUUCUGAGUCAGCUGCACGCAAGGCCCAGGGUAGCAUUGAGAAGACUAUAAAAAAAUUGGGUCACACCAAAGCUCGUCGAAAUGUGGGGAGAGAUAUUGAGACCAUCAGCGCUGAGGUGAAAAAGAUACACGACGACAAGAAGGAGUUUAUACUUAAGGCCCUGCAGCAAGAAGGGGAGGGAUUUGCCGGAAUCCCUAAAAAGAGAGAGGCUCCCAUUGUAGAGGAAGACAACGUGGUGGGCUUUCAAGAUGAGGCGAAAAAAGUAAUCAAACUUCUCACUGAAGGUUCGGAGGAACUUGAAGUUAUAUCAAUUGUUGGUAUGCCUGGUCUUGGUAAGACAACCCUGGCUAAAAUGAUGUUUCGUGAUUCUACCAUAAAAUAUGAAUUCUACAAUCGUGUGUGGGUUUUCGUUUCUCAAGAAUAUAGUAGAAAGGAUGUGUUCCUCAAUAUUCUAAGACAUUUUGAUCCUCCGAGUGAUGACAUGUAUAAGAUGGAUGAUGAGGAAUUAGCUGGAAAAAUUCGUCAUGUUUUGGAGAAAGAGAAGUAUAUAAUUUUCAUGGAUGAUGUGUGGUCUAAUGAGGCCUGGGAUGGUCUCAAAAUUGCUUUUCCGGACAAGAAGAACGGGAGUAGAAUUUUACUAACCACUCGUAUGAAGACAGUGGCUAGGCAUGCUAAACGCAACUUGGAGCCCCAUGAUUUGCGUUUUCUAGAUGAUAAAGAGAGCUGGGAGCUACUCAAAUGGAAGGCACUCCACUCGAAGGAAUGCCCCGAGGAGUUGGAAGGGGACGGAAAGCAUAUUGCCAAAGAAUGUAAAGGAUUACCGCUCGCGAUAGUGGUGAUUGGAGGAAUUCUACGAGAUAAUAAUAAUGAAAUUCAUUGGUGGAAAAAUGUUGCUAGAAGUGUGGAUGCGUAUAUAGUUUCUGACCAGGAGAAAACCAUGGCCAAUUUUAUAGAAAUGAGUUUCAAUCACUUGCCUUAUCACUUGAAAGCCUGUUUCCUCUAUUUUGGGAUGUUUCCAGAAGACUUCCAAAUCCCAGUUUGGAAACUUGUUCGUCUAUGGAUCGCGGAAGGGUUCAUACAGGAAAUUGAGGGAAUAAGUUUGGAGGGUAGAGCAGAGGAGUAUUUAGAGGAUCUUGUCAACAGGAAUUUGGUCAUGGUUGGAGAAAGGAGAUUGAAUGGAAAAAUAAAAACAUGUCAUGUCCAUGACAUGCUACAUGUGUUUUGCAGGAUGCAAGCCGCCGAAGAAAAUUUUUUCCACGAAAUUAAACAGUUUGAUCCAAGUAAAUAUUCACCGUCUGACCAUGAGUGGCAAAAGCACCGUCGUCUUUGUAUUCAUUCUUGUGUUUAUAGCUAUCUCUCUUCAAAACCAAUUGGUCCCAAUGUUCGGUCUUUCUUGUGUUUCUCCUCUGAUGAUUUUGACCUGCCUCCUGCUGAUAUUUCUUCCAUCUCUGGAAACUUUGAAUUGCUCAGGGUGUUAGAUGGUAAAGCCAUUUAUUUCCCUCGUUUUCCUAAUGACCUAACUGAACUGAUUCAUUUGAGGUAUCUCGUUCUCUCGUGUCAUUUCAAGAUUCUUCCUGAAACCUUUUCCAGACUUUGGAACCUGCAAACUGUUAUAGUUCAAACGUCAUCACGAACUCUAGAAAUCAAAGCAGAUAUAUGGAAGAUGAUGAGACUGAGGCAUCUAAAAACAAAUAGCAAUACAUCCUCAUCUCUGCCGGUCCCUCUUCUUGCUAAUAAAAGUACAAAUGCAGAAGGUUCUCUGAUAAAUGGAAAUGUAAGAACACUUUCUACACUAUCUCCUCAAAGUUGUACACAAGACAUCUUUGCAAGGAUUCCUAACCUAAAGAAAUUGGGUAUUCGUGGCCCACUAGCUAAUCUUUUGAACUCAUUUGACAUUGUGGGAAAACUGGAUUAUCUUGAAAAUCUGAAGCUAUUGAAUGACGUACAUCCUAAGCCGCCAUCUGAAGGAAAAAUAGCUAGGUUUCCCCAAAAGUACCAAUUUCCACCCAAGCUAAAUAAGCUCACUCUUGAAAACACCCGUCUUGAUUGGAAGCACAUGUCUACACUUGGAAUGUUGGAUAGCCUUGAGAUCCUGAAGUUGAGAGACUAUGCAUUCGAUGGAGAGAGGUGGCAGGCAGAGGAUGGAGGUUUUCGUGUUCUCAAAGUCUUGCAAAUGGGAAGGACAAAUUUAGUUACUUGGGUGGCUUCUGCUCGUCACUUCCCAAGACUCAAGUCUCUUUAUCUUAGACACUGCAGUAAGCUCGGAGAAGUUCCAGUGGGCCUUGCAGAUGUUUCAAGCCUCCAGAUAAUUGAUCUGCACCGUACCAACAAAUCAGCAGCUGCUUCUGCCAUGGAAAUUCAGAAGCUGAAAAAAGCGAUGCAAGGCCAGCAAACCAAUAAAGGCAGGGAAUUUAAGCUUUCCAUUUUUCCUCCUGAUGAGGGUCAAUGAUAUCCGACGUUUGUACAAACUCAAAAUUCUAACUUCAAAGGAAGAUAAUUCGAGGAAUAACAAUGCCAAGGAUCUUGAAUAAGUGAAGUAUAGAUAAAUGGAGACAUAUCACCUCUUCCUAGUCAUUUUGCACUCGUUUGAACCCUUUAUUUUGCUGUAUGUUGAACUCUCCAGAUUUUUAUUUCAUUUCGUUGAAUGUGUUGUACUCCUGAUUUCUCUUUAUUGGAAGUGUCAUACUCCUGAUUUCACUUGACCUUGUUUCUCUCUCUCCGUGUUUGACAGAGGAAUUGUUUGUAUAGUUGCCUAAGAAGAAAAUUCAUAUUGACAGAAAAUUCAAUUA
Messenger RNA from Olea europaea var. sylvestris, 3167 nucleotides. RefSeq names its product putative late blight resistance protein homolog R1A-10. Gene Ontology annotation, molecular function: ADP binding. Bases 140 to 2827 code for a protein of 895 amino acids. Lineage: Eukaryota; Viridiplantae; Streptophyta; Magnoliopsida; Lamiales; Oleaceae. The record is from RefSeq and is a predicted model, not a curated record. The transcript has 3 exons. Gene Ontology annotation, biological process: defense response to other organism.